Necator americanus (New World hookworm) is the source of this 1719-nucleotide messenger RNA. RefSeq lists its product as uncharacterized. Gene Ontology annotation, biological process: translational initiation. The record is from RefSeq and is a predicted model, not a curated record. The transcript has 13 exons. Gene Ontology annotation, molecular function: translation initiation factor activity. Gene Ontology annotation, cellular component: cytoplasm; eukaryotic translation initiation factor 3 complex. NCBI's taxonomy places the organism in Eukaryota, Metazoa, Nematoda, Chromadorea, Rhabditida, Ancylostomatidae. The coding region runs from base 1 to 1719 and encodes 572 amino acids.
AUGACGUUGCCAAAAUUUGAAUUUUGUGAAAUCGCGGCGAAUCCGAAUGGAUGGGGACCGUUAGGUUCACCUCCGGCGUUAGAUACAUCCAUUCCAUUCCAGCAAUACAAUAAGGCUGAUCGAAUCGGUCGUGUUGCAGACUGGAUAGGAGUUGAUCGUUUCUUCUACCGCAGAGGAAAUGAACGUUACAACGAGCGAAUGUAUGGAUCAGCUGCAAAUGCUGGAAGUCAAUUUGAUUACGUGCAUGGGAUGGAUGAAAACAACUUCCAACUGGUCGACUCUUCGAAGCCUGUGCAACGGAAUCCACAGAGAAACUUCCGCGCACGUCAGCUGCAGUUCAGAAAAUUGCUACAGAAAGAGCAGGAAAGACGUGAUCAAGCAUUGCAGGGUCAGAAUUUGAAGAUGAAGAGAAGUAUUGCAAAGGAGCAACAGCGAGCUUUCAAGAUGUGGCAGCGUCGUGGAGGAAAUGCUCGCCAAGGUCAACGCGGUCCCGGCGGACGUUAUCCUGGAGAGAGACCAAAGGACCGCCUCCCGUCUGUGCAGGUGCGUCCUGAUUGGCGCGUUAUUGAAGAAAUGGACUUCCCUCGGUUACUGAAACUUAGUCUACCUGGGGUUGGAAGUGGUGAAGAUAUUAACAAGCAUCAGUAUGGAACAUUGCACUUCUAUGAUAAGGCUAUUGAUCGUGUAUCAGUAAGGACACCUAUAACGUUGCAACGUUGUGGUGGCAACUUCUACAAUGUUACGACUACGGAAGAUCCUGUGAUUGAAGAACUUGCCCAACAAGGUAUUGGAAAUGUGUUCGCGACCGAUAUAAUCCUCGCAACUCUUAUGACUGCUCCAAGAUCGGUGUACUCGUGGGAUAUUGUGGCGCAUCGUGUAGGAGACAAGCUUUUCUUGGAUAAGAGAGACACUGGUGGUAUUUCCAAUCCUGUGGAUGCUCUAACUGUGUCCGAAACUAGCGGUGAUCCACCGUCAUUUGAGGGAGCUGGCAUCAACAACGCAAAGGAUUUGGCCACAGAGGCUCUAUUCAUCAAUCAAAACUUUCGGCGUCAAGUACUCAAACGCCAAGAACAUCCUUAUGUUAUGGCGCAUCCUCGUGCUCCAUUUGAAGAAGAAGGCGGAGAAUCCGGAUGUGGAUAUCGGUAUCGCAAAUGGACUCUGGGAAAGAAUGCGAAUGGCAAACCCAUAGAGGUUGUAUGUCGAACAGAGCAUGAUGGUGUUAUGGCUGGACCUUCUGGAGAUGUACAAUUCUUAACUAUCAAAUCGUUCAAUGAGUGGGAUAGCUCACAGUCUGGUGGUGUGGAUUGGAGAGUCAAAUUGGAUGGCCAGAAGGGUGCAGUUUUGGCAACAGAAAUUAAAAAUAACAGUUGCAAACUGGCAAAAUGGACCGUGCAGGCUCUACUCGCAAACUCCGAUGCAAUCAAGUUUGGUUACGUUUCACGGAUGUCUGUACGCAAUAGCGCCCAGCACGUGAUUCUAGGCACUCAACAGCUGCGUCCUGUUGAGUUUGCUCAGAAUAUCUCCAUGAACAUGGAUAAUGGAUGGGGAAUUCUAAGAUGCGUAAUAGACAGCUGUAUGCGUCAACCUCAAGGAAAAUACUUACUGAUGAAGGAUCCACAGUCUCCGGUAGUAAGACUAUACUCUUUACCAGAAGGAACAUUCGAAAGUGAUCAGGAAUCAAACGACGAACAAGGUGGAGACUCGGACGACGAUAACUAA